Messenger RNA from Acyrthosiphon pisum (pea aphid), 1064 nucleotides. RefSeq lists its product as uncharacterized. The record is from RefSeq and is a predicted model, not a curated record. The transcript is spliced from 11 exons. The coding region runs from base 231 to 935 and encodes 234 amino acids. Lineage: Eukaryota; Metazoa; Arthropoda; Insecta; Hemiptera; Aphididae.
CAACAGUUGUCUAUAUGACUGGACUGCACGAUGAUGUGACCAUCCACCUCUUAAAAAUGUAUUACCAGCAGAGUAGAUAUCGACUAAGUCGUGGUCAUUACGACAAUUUUUUCGAUUGCGACAUUCAACCAUUCCGAAUACUAUUCGUUAUUCGACGGAUUUCCUGCAACUGUGGUAUUUGCCGUGUUCGAUUGUAUUGAUUAAAUAUAGCCAAAUAAAUUGACGCCAAGAUGUCUUCUAAACAGAUUCAAAAAUUUAAGGUUGAAAUUGAAGCACUAAAACAAAAAAUUCGUGAUCAAGAGGAGGCACAUGAACAAGAAAUUCAAUAUCUAGAAAAAAAAAAUCGUGAUCUUAGUUCUAUUAACGCUAACCUCAACACUGAAAUUCAAGGUCUAAAAAAAAAAAAUCAUGAACUUGUGCUUGAAAUUCAGGAAGUUGUAGACGAAAACCAAGAUCUAAAAAAAAAAAAUCGUGAUCAAAAGGAGGCACAUGAUGGAGAAAUUCAAUAUCUAGAAAAAAAAAAUCGGGAUCUUAGUUCUAUUAACGCUAACCUCAACACUGAUAUUCAAAGUCUAAAAAAAAAAAAUCAUACACUUGUGAUUGAAAAUCAGAAAGUUUUAGACGAAAAUCAAGAUCUACAAAAACUUUGUACCAAAUUUGAAAAUUCGAAAGUUUUUAAUCGCAUUACUCUGUCACCUGUCUCGGUGGAUAAAUUACAACACUGUACGGAAUGGUGGUGCCCAAAGCAUUCAAAGUUUGCGACUAUUGUUCAGACGUUUGACCCAAAAAAUGAAGAAGAUAAGCUAAUAGUAGAUCGUGCAAAAGCUAGGUUUAGAUACUGGAAUAAAAAAGAUGAUGGGGAUACAUGCUGCAAAAAUAAUCGUCAAAAUAAAGAUAGGAACAAGUUUUUGCCACCAUCAAAUUGGCCAAAAUGAUCCAAAUCAAUGCGAAUAUAACUUACUAUACAAGCAUAUGCACACAAUAGCUUUAAAAAUAUGAACACAUUUUAGCUUUAAAAUUCAUAUUUCAUUAUAUUUUAUUAUAAUAUUUAAAUAAUAAUUAAU